Rubroshorea leprosula is the source of this 1592-nucleotide messenger RNA. The record is from the annotation of a GenBank genome assembly. Lineage: Eukaryota; Viridiplantae; Streptophyta; Magnoliopsida; Malvales; Dipterocarpaceae.
CCUCUCCAAUAUUUUUCUCUCUUUUACACCCAAAAAAAGUCAGCGCCGCCCUUUGCCCCUCAAUCGUUCUACAGUUGCAGGAGAAAACCAGCGUUGUAUUGGGUGUUUGACAGUUUCUAGGUUGAUUGGAUCGCUGCUGUCAAAUGUCUGAGGAUUGGGAUUUGUUUGCGGUGGUGAGAAGUUGUUCCUCCGCCACUGCCACCGCCACCUCCACAACGGCAGCCGCAAAGGCUGAGAGUAAUAAAGGAGAGCCGUUGGCUUGCUUGGCGUCUUUGACUGUUAAGGAAGAAGCUGACCCAUUUUCGUUCCCGAAUCUAGCACAGCCGAGCAACAAUGGUUUUUUGCAAGAUUCUUACCGGCCCUUUUUGUCGAAUCCCAGCCCCACCACCACCGCCAACAAUCCUAGCUCCGCCAAUUUUGUUGGUGAAUUUGGUGGCCGACAUAAUCAACCACCACCUCCUACCUCCACCGCCAUUCGAAUAAGCCCUCCAUUGACCCCUACCUCGGAUCCUGUAUUCGUUUUUGGGCAAACUAGAAACCAACAAAAGCCGCAAUAUGAACAGCAGCAGAAACAACUAAUCCAACGGCAGCAAAUAGUGCAGCAGCCAGAGGUGCAGCAGAAACAACUAAUCCGACGACAGCAAACAGUGCAGCCGUCGGAGGUGCAAACGCCUGCUGCCGCCACAGCUCUCCCCUUACGGCCCAUGCAUUCUCAAGCACCAAAAUUUAGAAAGAGGAAAAACCAUCAGAAGAGAACCGUUUGUCACGUAACGGUAGAUAAUCUGUCCGCAGACCCAUGGGCGUGGCGGAAAUAUGGACAGAAACCCAUUAAAGGCUCCUCGCAUCCGAGAAACUACUAUAGAUGCAGUAGCUUGAAGGGGUGUUUGGCGAGGAAACAGGUGGAGCAGAGUAAUUCGGAUCCCAAUAUAUUUAUUAUUACCUACACCGGAGAGCAUACGCAUCCUAAACCAACCCACCGGAACUCGCUGGCCGGUAGUACUCGGAAUAAGCUUUCCACCGCCCAGAAAUCAUCCUCAGAGAAGACCCCUCCCUCCGAAACUGCCGUGGAUGCUUCCUGUUUCUCACCUCUCUCUGCCCCCAGCGUCUCUCCGACGACUUCAUUAUCAACUCCUCAAGAGGGCGCCGGAGCAGUACAAGAUGCUGGAGUUGAGAAUGGAACCGGUGAGGGAAACGAUAUGGAGAUGGUAAACGGAGAAAGCGACGACGAUGAUCUUCUGAUCUCGAAUAUACAGAUGGACGAAGAUCUCCUAAAGGGGUUGAAUGAAAUCACCGGUGGUUCCGGUGAGGGUAGUAGCCCGCCUUUCGAGAGCAGGUUUUCCUGGGCGUCCGCCAGCUCCGGCACAACUGCUGGUGAUGGCUGCUAGUUGUGGCCUGAAAAAUCAGAUUAUUUUGUAGCUAAGUUUUUUUUGGUCAGUAGAGAUUUCCGGAGUUGAUAAGAUUUUUCAUCAACUUUCCUUUUUCAUUUUACUAUAUCAAAUUAGAAAGCUACCGAAAAAGUUAGAAGACAUCUUUUCUUCUUCCCUUCCGACCAACCAUACGGUAUACUGUAUGAAAAAAAAUCCUAUUCCUCC